Ornithodoros turicata is the source of this 1620-nucleotide messenger RNA. RefSeq lists its product as uncharacterized. Bases 1 to 1620 code for a protein of 539 amino acids. The record is from RefSeq and is a predicted model, not a curated record. The transcript has a single exon. Gene Ontology annotation, molecular function: nucleic acid binding; zinc ion binding. NCBI's taxonomy places the organism in Eukaryota, Metazoa, Arthropoda, Arachnida, Ixodida, Argasidae.
AUGACUACGUUUGGAAGAAUCGAGCCCUUCGAAGGAGGGGGAGACGAGUGGCCGUCCUACGUUGAACGACUGCAGGCGUUUUUCAAGGCAAACGACGUUGGAAAUGAUAAGAAAAGGGCAAUUUUCUUCAGCAGCUGUGGUCAGAAAACUUAUUCAUUGCUUCGCGACCUACUCAAGCCGGCAGCGCCACAGGACAAGUCGCUGGACGAGGUACUGGAAGUUCUUGGGAAACACUAUUGUCCGAAGCCAUCCGAGGUUGUCCAGAGGUUUCGCUUCAAUUCACGAGUUCGAACGAAAGGCGAGUCCGUUAGUGACUUUGUUGCGGCAUUGAAGAGCCUUUCCGAACAUUGCAGUUUCGGCAGCGAACUUGAGAACAUGUUGAGAGACCGUGUUGUUUGCGGAAUUGAUAAUCAAGAAAUUCAGACUAGGCUCUUGGAGCAACCCAGCCUCACGUUCAAAAGUGCAGUGCAGACUGCUUUGGCCAUGGAAGCGGCGAAGAGUGACGCCGGAGAAAUUUGUCAAGCGAGUACAAGUAGUUCGUUUCCGACGCAUCGUGUCGUGUCCGUUGGUGAAGUCACCUGUUUUCGUUGUGGUGAUGGACACCUGGCAAAUCAGUGCAAAUACGCUAGUAGCAUUUGCAAUUUCUGUCGCAAACGGGGGCAUCUGGCGCGGGUGUGUCAUUCAAAGCAUAAGAAGAACACUUCUGCCCACAAGCAUUUCCAAGAGCCAGCAGGCCGAAGAUCAUCUCCGAAGGGUCUACGUGUGAAAAAGGUUAAGACCUUUGGUCAACGCCUGUUUCCCGUGAACGCAGUUGGGGAAGAUGAGGAUGUUGAGACAUCGUCGGAAGUGUUUGACAUGUGGCAUCUGUCUGACGACGCGUUGUCGCCACCACCGCCGUUCACCGUUGUGGUCAACGUCUGUGACAAGCCACUGCCUAUGGAAGUGGACACGGGAGCGAGUGUGUCCGUGAUGUCCAAGAACACCUUCCAGGAACUUUUACCGGAUGUAACUGUCAAUCCGUCGAAAGUUUUGUUGCGAAGUUACACUGGCGAGCUAAGCCAGGUGCAAGGACAAGCCAAUGUUUGUGUACAGUUCUGUGACAAAUCAGCAGUUCUUCCUUUAUUUCUCACCGGGGAUCGUUCUCCUACAUUGCUGGGACGCAAUUGGAUUCAGCAGCUGGGAAUUGGCAUCGCAGAUGUCCAAAUGAACAAGUGUUCGCUUUCUGAUGUGAAGAGUCUCAUCCACGAAUAUUCUGAGGUAUUCAGUAAUGGUCUGGGGCAGUAUAAAGGUCCAGCAGCCACAAUUCAUGUUCUUGAGGGCUCGUUGCCAAAGUUCUUUAAACCACGACCAUUGCCAUUCGCCUUGAAGGAGGGAGUCACCCAAGAACUUCAAAGAUUGCAGCGGGAUGGAGUGCUGGUCCCUGUGAAGUCAUCAGAGUGGGCGGCUCCUAUUGUCCCUGUACCAAAGAAGGAUGGUCGCGUGAGAGUGUGUGGAGACUUUAAAGUUACCGUAAAUCCAGUGACACAACUUGAGAAGUAUCCAAUUCCACGUAUUGAAGACCUGUGGAAUACACUUUCAGGAGGUGAGAAGUUUACCAAGUUGGACUUAAGGGAUGCAUAA